AUGUUGCCUCUGAUUUAUCUCCUGUUCUUAGUUACCUUAGCAGCAACUUCAAACGAUCAAACAGUUAAUGAUGAAACGUAUGGUAUUCUUCUGGAUACCGUCUUUAAUACUUGUGCAGCAUGUAAUAUAGUUAAGAAUACUGCCAGUCAAAUAGCGCCAAUUGAAGAGAUCAGAAGCAUGGUGUUUGAAUUUUGUAACACAAUACCGAAACAUAUUUUUGAUUCCUGUGAUCAUAUCGGCUCAAUGAUUUUGGACCGAACCUACAGCUAUCUAGAAAACUUUGUAUCAAACAAAGAAUCAUGUCAACGUUUCUGCGGUGAAAACACUAAACGAAUAACCUUUGAAGUAUUAAAAGAGGUGGCAAAAGAAGCUAGAAUGAAUAUGGCUCCUUUUGUGGAAAAUUUAGUAUCCGAUUUGAUGAAAUUAUGCCUAACAGCCCCAAAUCCAUUUGCGUGCGUCAAUGAAAAGUUGGUAAGGAAACCCAUACUGGAAGGCAUUGUAACACGUACAGUGGAUCGAGUUUAUGGCAUGAUAUUCCCAACAGGUGUAAAAAAACAAGGAGGUCAACAAUCAGAGAAGCAGAAACCAGAAGAAUCGCAAGAGAACCAAAAAAAUGCUGAUGACGAUUCACCACCAUCAAAAAUUAUUUGCGACCUGUGCGAAACAGUAAUGCUUUUCCUCAAACAGACAACAUCCACCGAGACCGAAAUGGGACGCGAAAUACGAAAAGAUAUUACUGAUGCCGUAUCUGAGACAUGUCAAAAACACCUCGCUGACACUGCCGUUGGAUGUGAGAGUUUAGCAGAGAUGGUCACUGCCUUAAUCGACAAUUUACUGGAACGCCUAAAAAAUGGCGUAUGUAACGUAAGUGUUCCUCUUAAAGCUGAAACUACAUAG
Enterobius vermicularis (human pinworm) is the source of this 897-nucleotide messenger RNA. Lineage: Eukaryota; Metazoa; Nematoda; Chromadorea; Rhabditida; Oxyuridae. The record is from the annotation of a GenBank genome assembly.